ACAGCGGCAAAAGCCAAUAGCCCCAAAGCAAACCAGCAAACAGUCAAGUGUUGGCAACGUAGAGGAACGCACGCGAUUUUCAAAACUUCGAAACGAGUAAUAAAAUUUAUUACAUACAUAUAACGAUAACAUUACAUUUCACAACGAAGUCGUGACGUUGAUGCGAAGCGCAAUAAACAAAUCGACAAGCAACGAAAAGAAAAACGAUUAUUCGGUGGUAUACGUGUCACAAUUUAAAAAUAAGCACUCGUUUCAAAUUAGCGAGUGAUUGAGUUCAGACACUGCGACUAAUUAAGUCGAUCACUAAUAUAGAGGAAGUUUCCUAAUUGUAACAUCUUAGUGAUGGAGAAAUCGGGCCACCCCGGCAACUAUCCGCGCAUGCCAGUCGAGAUGCAAGAGGCCACACAUAGCGGCUAUACCGAACAGUCACCAGCCGCACCGCCAUCCUAUGAUCAAGCCACUCAUGCAGCACCAUAUCCCCCAGUGCAAGUUUUACCUACGCCCAGUGGCGCCGCGCAGAUGCAGCAGCAGCAGCAGCAACAACAGCAAUAUAGCAGCACAAAAGCAACAGGCGCAGCAGCAACAGCAGCCGGCGGCGGAAUUGGCGCUCAACACACCUUUGGCGGCAACCCGCACUAUGGAGCAACCAGCAUGGGUGGUGGUAUACCGCCACCACAUCAGACUUACACGUCGAAUGCGUCAGCCACCACGCAGCCAAUGGUUCAACAGCCAGUUGUGAUAAUUCAACGGAAGUACUAAAAAUGCAAAACAGUU
Messenger RNA from Rhagoletis zephyria (snowberry fruit fly), 774 nucleotides. RefSeq names its product CUGBP Elav-like family member 3. NCBI's taxonomy places the organism in Eukaryota, Metazoa, Arthropoda, Insecta, Diptera, Tephritidae. The record is from RefSeq and is a predicted model, not a curated record.